AUGGAUCUCGACGCCGUUGCCGUUGGACAAGACGUCCAGGUCGUAGACCCGGAAGUGCGCGCGCAUGUGUAUAGUCUCGUUACUGCGCUCGGAGGCUUCAAUGGCGAGGAUGUGUCGAAAUACUCCAUCGGAGACGACGCCUUGGCGUGUUUACGGGACAUUAAGAAAUGGCUGAGACUAUACGAUGAGAAGACGAAUCGGUUGGAUGUUGCACGGUGUCUUGGAGAGGCAAAUCUCGUGAAUGGCGAUUUACUGCCAAUUCUCUCCUUGUGGUUUGGUAAUGGAGGUCACACUAAGAAACAUAUGACGCGGAUUGCAUUGGCAUGCUUGGAAUUGUUGGUCCCGUUGACCUGGCCAGUGGAGAUUCAUAGUCAAAUGACCGUCAACCACCAUCGACAUACACCAUAUCUGCAACAAGUUCAAGUACAAUAUAAACGAGGAUUGCUCGACCAACAUGCUGGAAUGAACGUUUUGCGCUCUAUUAUUGGAAUUGGACUGCCUAGCCUAUCACUCCCAAAAUCUGAGCGAACCAACAGAGACGAGGGGAUCUUGAAAUUAGUGUUGUAUCUAUUUCGGAAUGUUGCCAUGAUUUCAGCACCCAAGGGCCUGGUUACCGACACGGACGAGGAAGAAAUAUCAAGGUCGGCAACUAUAAACGCCUUUCAGCAGCAACAGGUUUUUGCGCUUUUGCUCACUAUGUGCUCCAAUAUCAAUGAUGAAUUCAGCUUCCAGGAUGUCGUUCUGUUGGAAAUUCUGUUUCACCUCGUCAAAGGUGUUAAUGUACAGAAACUGUUCAUGAACGAUACAGAACGCAAUGCAAAGCGCAAUGAUGAACUUGGCGAUUUGUUGCAAAAGGAGUCCGGUGUCUCAAGAGAAUAUGCCAAAACUGCGCCGACACGUCACGGUCGCUUCGGAACCAUGAUUUGGGUGAAACGAGAUGAUGCAAAAGUUUCCACUGUCUCGGGACAAGACAUUCUCAAGGAUGGGCAGACUGCUUUCAAUAAAAUGGAUCAGUCAAAGAAAUGGAAUCGUCCUAAGCAUGGACGUCGACAACAAGAGGCUGAAGCUGCUAGCGGUGACUUCAGCUCAACCACACAUCUUACACCCGCUGCAUAUAUAAACCUCCGCACGUUUGUUGAAGAAUUCUUGGACACAGGGUUCAACCCGCUUCUCACACAUGUUCGAAAGGCCAUUGAGCGCGAAGCUAAUAGAGUCGUCGAUAUCAACACACGACAGUGGCUCUACCUGGUGGCUUGGUUUCUCCAAGCUGAACGCGAACGCCGCAGGUACCAGCAAAAGCAACAUGAAAAGACUAAAGGGACAUCAAAGGAGAUUGAACCAGACAGUUUCUCUCUGGUGGCCGGCGUACUUAAUCAAGAAACAUUCGUCUUCCUCAACCGCGCCAUGCAAUAUAGUUAUGAUAAUAAGGAAUGGCAAGACCUUAACGCAAAUAUGCGUUGCUUUACACAGAUUCUCUUGACUGUCCAAGAAAUGGCCGCUUCGCCUCUUGAGGAGGAUCAGGAGAUCGCAGAGAAUAUUCAAAAUCGUAUUUUCUAUGAAGAAACCACACAUGACCGAAUUCUCUCUAUUGUCAGAGGAUAUAACGAUCAGGGGUUUGCUUACCUUGAUGCAUGCACCGAACUUGCUCACGUUUUCCUCAGGAUGCUUGAAAACUACUCCAAAGAAAACGUAGACAUGCAAGUGCGGUCAAAACGACGGUCAAAACGAGCAAAGAAAACAAACAGUGAAGGUCAAGAUGAAGAGAACGUAGAAGAAAAUGACUCGGAAGCCGAAGAGCUUGCUGAUGCUGCUCGAGCGGUCAGGGAGCGUAAAUUUGAUUUCAAGCGGUUUUCAGCUAGGUUCUGCAGUCAGAAAAGUGUCGACACUUACGUUCUUUUCACCGCUUACUACCGGGAGCUUGACGAUGAGCAACUGAAGCGUGCUCAUCGAUUUUUCUACAGAGUGGCUUUCAAGCAAGAACUAAGUACUCUGCUCUUUCGUGUCGACAUCUUGAACCUUUUCUACCGCAUGAUCAAAGGGCCGGGAUCGCUUGAUUCCACCAAGCCAAUAUACAAAGAUUGGCAAGAACUUGUGAAGCAAUUAACUAGAAAAAUGAUAAAGAAGCUUGAUGAACGCCCCGCCUUGUUCACAGAAAUGCUCUUUAGCAAAGUCAACUCCACCCUGUUCUUCCUGGAAUACGGCUACGAGAAGCAAACAUUGUUUACCGGCGGUACAAGGCCGCCUGCCGAGCUUGAAGUCCACCCACGUGCAGGCACGUCUACGGACACGAAGCUGAAUGUAGUUGUGGCGGCUUUGAUCAUGGAUGGCCGAGCCGAUCUAGCUAAGUGGCUUAGCGACUGCCUAGGUUCAGCAGCGAACGAACGCAGUUCCUGGGAGGCUGAACAAACCAUACGUCAAGAGGAAUCACCUGAAGCUGUUGUACCUCCCAGUCCUAUCAUAGAAAUCCAGUCUAAGGAUGAUUCGAUCCGGACAGCUAUGUUCAGAAACGGGCGGAUACGUCUGCUCAUGAAAUUAGUCGGACUAGAGCGUCUAGGAACAGAGGAUGUCAUGGGAGCCUCCUGGUUUGUACCAUCUUCGCUAGACUCAGCUGCUCUUAGUGAAGUCAAGUCUGUUAUUGACAAGGGACUUGAGAAUCCUGUCACUGAGGUUGACGGACUCGAUCCACGCGAACAACUACGGCGCAAGCCUAUGGCUGAGCCUAGAGAAACUUUUCAAACCACGCUCGAUGUUGAUUUUGGCUCUGAAUCUGAGGGAGAAGAUGGAAUUCCUGAUGGACCACUUUUCCCUCCGAAUAUACGGUCCAAGUCUUCAAAUGCGCUCGAGGAACUCAAAGAGAAGCGUCGCAAACGCCGUCAAUCCAAUAAAGAGAAAGAGCCACUAGACGAUUCCACUAUUGAAGAACGCCGGCGCAAUCGCGAAGAGAAUGCAAGAGCAAGGCAAGCUAAAAUCAAAAGUGACUUGUUCGUUCACGACAGUGACGACGAAUCGGAUGAGGAGGCGGACAAAGAGUUCUUUGCGCGCGAAGAGGUUGGCAGGAAAGCCCAGGAUCAACGCAUUCGGGAAGCUCUUGUGUCUAAAGCGCUAGAAGAGGAUGAUGCUUCUUCUUCCACUGAGCAACCACGGAGCAAGAAGACCAAUCGUCGUAAAAGGCGCAGCAUUGAUGGUGAUGAUCAUGGUGAAAAGAAUACUAGCAAUAAAGCCCUAAAGAAACCGCGAGUCAGUAUAGGUGGUUUCGAGCUGAGUGAAAACGACGACGACGACGAUGAUGAUGAUGAAGACGACGAUGUCUUGAUGACGGGACUCAGCGAUAAUCAUCAUGGAUCAUCAAAAGGCGCCUCUACCAGCCGAGAGGAUGGCGAGCACGACACUCCUCCGACCUCAGCAGAGCAUGAGGAAUGGGACCUCGAUAAAGAGUUGAAUAAUCACAAGGAUCUGGAGCAAGAUGCUGCUAUUGGGACAACAGCGCAUGCUAACGAUUCCGAGGAAGAUGCUCCAGUUGCAAGCAACCGCCGACGAGGGCGGGCUGGCUUUGUGUUUGAUAGCGACUCGGAAUAG
This is a messenger RNA of Talaromyces atroroseus, 3576 nucleotides long. RefSeq names its product Topoisomerase 1-associated factor 1. Gene Ontology annotation, molecular function: DNA binding. Gene Ontology annotation, cellular component: replication fork protection complex. Bases 1 to 3576 code for a protein of 1191 amino acids. NCBI's taxonomy places the organism in Eukaryota, Fungi, Ascomycota, Eurotiomycetes, Eurotiales, Trichocomaceae. The record is from RefSeq and is a predicted model, not a curated record. Gene Ontology annotation, biological process: replication fork arrest; DNA repair; DNA replication checkpoint signaling. The transcript has 4 exons.